Jatropha curcas is the source of this 2059-nucleotide messenger RNA. RefSeq names its product ATP synthase subunit beta, mitochondrial. Gene Ontology annotation, cellular component: proton-transporting ATP synthase complex. Gene Ontology annotation, biological process: proton motive force-driven mitochondrial ATP synthesis; proton transmembrane transport. Lineage: Eukaryota; Viridiplantae; Streptophyta; Magnoliopsida; Malpighiales; Euphorbiaceae. Gene Ontology annotation, molecular function: ATP binding; proton-transporting ATP synthase activity, rotational mechanism; ATP hydrolysis activity. The record is from RefSeq and is a predicted model, not a curated record.
UUCAUAACCGGGUCCGGCCAAAAAUUAGCUCUCUUUCAGAAUCUGAUAGUAGAAAGCAGUUAAAGUCUCCAAUGUCCACUCUCUAGCUCCAUCAAAACUCUCACAUUCUCCGAUCAAAUCAAAUCCCCGUAAAAGAUGUCGUCUCGCAAGCUUCUCUCCAGUCUCCUUCGCUCUUCUCUCCGUCGUUCCACCAGAUCCUCACACUCCAACCACUCGAAAUCCCCUCUUACUCGCCCUCUCCCUGCUCUUCUCUCACGCGCCACUUACUUCUCCACGUCCGCCGCCGCGCCAUCAUCUUCUCCUACGAAACCCACUUCAUCUCCCACCACCGCUGUUGGUGGAUCUAGUGGUAAGAUAUUCGAUGAGUUCACCGGAAAAGGAGCGAUCGGGCAAGUGUGCCAGGUCAUCGGAGCCGUCGUAGAUGUGCGAUUCGAUGAAGGAUUGCCUCCAAUAUUGACGGCGUUAGAAGUGAUGGAUAACUCGAUCAGAUUGGUGUUGGAAGUGGCACAACAUUUGGGUGAGAAUAUGGUGAGAACUAUUGCUAUGGAUGGGACCGAAGGACUCGUGAGAGGACAGAGGGUUUUAAAUACUGGCUCUCCUAUCACUGUGCCUGUUGGUAGGGCUACCCUUGGACGCAUCAUGAAUGUUAUUGGAGAGCCCAUUGAUGAGAAGGGUGAAAUCAAAACCGAGCACUUUUUACCCAUUCAUAGAGAAGCUCCAGCAUUUGUUGAGCAGGCAACUGAACAACAGAUUCUUGUUACUGGUAUUAAGGUUGUUGAUCUCCUUGCACCUUACCAAAGAGGUGGUAAGAUCGGGCUCUUUGGUGGUGCUGGUGUGGGAAAGACAGUGCUAAUUAUGGAACUUAUCAACAAUGUUGCUAAGGCUCAUGGUGGUUUCUCUGUGUUUGCUGGUGUGGGUGAACGUACUCGAGAGGGUAAUGACCUAUACAGGGAAAUGAUUGAAAGUGGUGUCAUUAAGCUCGGAGAGAAGCAGAGUGACAGCAAGUGCGCUCUUGUCUAUGGUCAAAUGAAUGAGCCUCCUGGUGCCCGUGCUCGUGUUGGACUCACUGGAUUGACUGUGGCUGAACAUUUCAGGGAUGCCGAAGGACAAGAUGUGCUUCUCUUCAUUGAUAACAUUUUCCGCUUUACCCAAGCUAACUCAGAGGUGUCUGCUUUGCUUGGCCGUAUUCCUUCUGCUGUCGGCUACCAACCUACCUUGGCAACAGAUCUUGGAGGCCUUCAAGAGCGUAUUACUACAACAAAGAAGGGUUCCAUUACAUCUGUGCAGGCUAUUUAUGUGCCUGCUGAUGACUUGACAGAUCCUGCUCCUGCAACCACUUUUGCCCAUCUUGAUGCCACAACAGUGCUGUCACGUCAAAUUUCCGAGCUUGGUAUUUAUCCUGCUGUUGAUCCCUUGGAUUCUACUUCUCGCAUGCUGUCUCCUCAUAUCUUGGGAGAAGAACACUACAAUACUGCUCGUGGCGUCCAGAAAGUCCUCCAAAACUAUAAGAAUCUGCAAGACAUCAUUGCUAUUCUAGGGAUGGAUGAACUUAGUGAAGAUGACAAAUUGACUGUUGCCCGUGCUCGCAAAAUUCAAAGAUUCUUGAGCCAGCCUUUCCAUGUUGCAGAAGUGUUUACUGGUGCCCCCGGAAAAUAUGUUGAAUUGAAAGAAAGCAUCACUAGUUUCCAGGGAGUCUUGGAUGGGAAAUAUGAUGAUCUUCCUGAGCAGUCAUUUUACAUGGUUGGCGGCAUCGAAGAAGUUAUUGCCAAGGCAGAUAAGAUUGCGAAGGAAAAUGCUGCAUAAUUACCUUUGUUCUGCUAGCGCUUCGGAGAAGCAAUAAUGUAGGUAGGUUCCUUAAUUAUUUGGAGAUGGAAGAGUAUGAUUUUUUUUAUUUGAAGCUUUAAGCUUUUUGUAGAUUAAAAACUUAGGCAGAGAAAUGAGUGAUAAUGCAUACUCUUUUCAAGUCCUGCCCCAUUUUCUGUAAUAAAAAAUGGAACUUGAAUGUAUCAAUUUUCGUCAUAAUCAUUUCAUUUCUAUAUGCAGAUUGUUGGAUUUAAAA